This is a messenger RNA of Rotaria sp. Silwood2, 2178 nucleotides long. NCBI's taxonomy places the organism in Eukaryota, Metazoa, Rotifera, Eurotatoria, Philodinida, Philodinidae. The record is from the annotation of a GenBank genome assembly.
AUGCAAGGUUACAAUACAAGAAGCAAAGCUACUUCAUUAUCAACAACAAAAGUUAAAGAGCUAGAUAUGAAAACUGAGCAGGACACGCUAGUGGAAUUAUCUCAUAAUAAAGAAGAAACCAAACCAUCAACAACAAUAUCAAAAGCUACAGUAAUGGAUAUGAAUGAUAGUCAUGCCUUAUUACCAGAUUCGAAUGAUAUCAGUAAUAAGUCACAUGUUGAAUCACAACAUAAUGCCCGAAUUGACUUAGAACAAGAAGCAUUGUUAUUAGAUAACGCUCAAGAACGGCUGUUACCGCUUGUCUGUCAAUCAAAGGCAUCAUUCAAGAUUCCCUUAUUUGAUGGUCAACCAUCAACAAGUUUUACUGAUGCACAAGAAUGGCUGGAUAUUGCCAUGAUUCAUUUACAGAAGUUUAGUUAUGCUGAUGAUCGUUUGAUUCUAGAAUUGGCAUCGUAUUUACGUGGUACUGUAGCCAGAUGGUUUAGAACAAAUCAGCAGAAUUUUAAAACAUGUGAUGAAUUUGAACAACACUUUAUUGCUAAAUUCCAAAAACAAAUUAUGACACAAACAAAUAAUACAAACAAUGUUCAACAAACAUCUUCCGUUGAUCAACAACCUAUGUCAGGAAAUGAGUCAACAUUGAAUAAACACAUUAUUCAACAAUCAUCAGCUAAUUUCACAACUGAUCAAUCUCAUCCAUCAUUCGUUAAAACAGCAGCAAUUAGUAUAAGUAAUCAAUCACAACAACAUGUUUUAAAAUUUUCAGGAUCACUAGAUGAAGAUCCUGGUGUAUGGCUUGAUUCUCUAUUAGUUGUUAUUGAGAAUACUGAUAUGAAUCCUCAACAACGACGGGAUUUUGCAGCUGCACAAUUAGUUGGUAAAGCACAAGAAUGGUAUCGCCGACAUCGUCUACAAAUUUCUGAUAUACAUGCAUUUAUCAACGAAUUCAUUAAUACCUUUCUAUCAACAAAAAGAACAGUCGAUAUAGCAGAAGCGUCACCAGCAUUGACAAAUGAAAUAAUAGCAUCUGACAUUAAUACGGUCAUAACAAAAUUUGAACAAGAGUUACGAUUAAAAACAUCAAUUAGAAUUAUUGAUGAUUUUCCUUCAUUUACAGGUAAACCAUCCCAAAAUAUUGACAAGUGGUUGAAUGAUAUGCACAGAAUGUUGAUCAAAAUGAAUAUUAGUGAUGAUACAAAGCAUCAACAAAUUGUUAAAAAACUAACAGGUGCAGCAAAGGAAUGGUACAAUAAUCAUCAAGAAGAAUGUUCAAAUUAUAUAUCAUUAAAAAAUGAACUGAAAACAACAUUUUCAUCAUCAAUUAGAGACGAGAUGGCAUUUCAACGACUACCACGGCAACAAAAUCAUAAUGAAACAAUUAUUGAUUAUUAUAACCAUGUUUUAGACUUAUGCAAACAAGCUGAUCCAAAUAUGAGUGAUGAAUCCAUAGUUAAAUAUUUAAAACAAGGUGUUAAACAAUCAUUUCGUGAAAAAAUUAUAGAACAAGAUCCAACAACACCCAAAGAAUUUCUUCGAGUAGCUCGUCGAAUUGAAGAUAUAAAAGCUAGUUUAACAAUAAAUACAACAUCCACAUUAACAUCAUCUAAUUAUGCUUCGCCAUCGAAUGGUUAUCAUCCAUCUCGUCCAUAUAACAAUAAUAAUUAUAAUUAUAACAAUCGUGGUGAAUAUCAACAACAACAUUUAUUACCUUUACCGACGAUGCAACCAACAACAUCCAUGUUACCGCAACGAGACGAGAAUAUGUCGUUAUCAUCCAAUAAUCAUAAUAAUGAUUCAUCUCGACGGCAAAAUAUUACGUUAACGAGAUCACUGGAUGGUAGUGAUCUCGUCAAUAAUAAUAUUAAUAAUCCAUCACCGUUACCGUUCAUUUGCAUUCCAGUUAAUAAUAUGUAUAUAAAAGCAUUAGUCGAUACCGGAGCAACACGUAAAAUUAUUCAACAGGAUGCAUUAAACAGAAUUCGACAUAAACGCGAUUAUCCAGCUCAACAAUGCUAUCAUUUAGCUGAUGGUGCUUCAUCAUUAUCCAUUAUCGGCUAUGUUGAUCUUGAGAUUCGAAUCCAACAUGUUAGAACAUAUGUUACAGCAGCCGUUGCAAAGUCAUUAUCAUGCCCACUGAUAUUGGGACAGGACUGGAUCACAUAUUACCAUGUUGACUAU